GGGGACUUCAAGUCUCCAAUAUCGUCACAAAGUCCUAACAAGCUUCUUUAGUACCACAGUCAUCACUUCACUGCUUCUAUCAACAUGGUCCAUCUUGUCACUUCCGAUAAUGUGGAGUUCGUAGUCGACAAGGAGGUUGUCGAGCGCAGUGUUCUCAUUAAGAACAUGCUUGAAGAUGUUGGAGAGUCCGAUCAAUCUAUACCUUUGGCCAACGUCUCCUCGGCCGUACUGAGGAAGGUCAUAGAGUACUGCGAACACCACAGGGGUGAACCCUUGCCUAGCGCAGAUGCCGACCAGAAUCAAGAUGAGACCCGCAAGCGAACAACCGAUAUCAGCGAAUGGGACCAGAAGUUCAUAACUGUUGACCAAGAGAUGUUGUUCGAGAUCAUCCUCGCUGCAAAUUAUCUCGAUAUCAAGUCGCUGCUCGACGUUGGAUGCAAAACGGUUGCCAACAUGAUCAAGGGAAAGACCCCUGACGAAAUCCGUCGUCUCUUUAACAUCGUCAAUGACUUCACUCCGGAGGAAGAGGCGCAAAUCAAAAAAGAGAACGAAUGGGCAGAAGACCGAUGAGAGACCACUUCAUAGAGUUUACUGUACCAGCUAUCUUUC
Messenger RNA from Suillus bovinus, 609 nucleotides. Its product is annotated as Skp1 family, dimerization domain-containing protein. Lineage: Eukaryota; Fungi; Basidiomycota; Agaricomycetes; Boletales; Suillaceae. The transcript has 6 exons. Gene Ontology annotation, cellular component: nucleus; cytoplasm. Gene Ontology annotation, biological process: SCF-dependent proteasomal ubiquitin-dependent protein catabolic process; mitotic cell cycle. The record is from RefSeq and is a predicted model, not a curated record. Gene Ontology annotation, molecular function: cullin family protein binding. The coding region runs from base 85 to 570 and encodes 161 amino acids.